AAACCCCUAGCAAAACCCCUUAGGUGGCCCAGGUCUCUUGCUCUUCCGAUUCGAUUGCAGUGCAGAGCAAAGCAAAGAGAGACGCAAAAAUUUACAUAUAUGAUUCGUCAGACUUUCUAUUCAAACUCAGCAUCAAACUCUCGUCGCUGGAUUUCUUCGACAACACAACUCCAUGCCUCCUCAUGGAUGGACAAGAUUAAAGGUGCAUUUACCGGCGGCCAAAAGACUUCCUCUGAACCUGAAUUACCCACCUCUCAGUCAUUCACUCUCCCUCGAUUUGCGGACGAAUUGAGCAAAGCAAGGAAAUUGGGGACUCUGAAGCAGUACAUUGUAGGGCGAAGUAGCGAAGCUACAUUUGCUGAUGCUUUUGAGAAGCAAGAAUCUAUUAUCAGAUAUCUUGGUGCUUUGGAUCCCACUGGAGAGAAUCUUCAACCAAUUCAAAAGCAAGAGGCAGCAAAACAUUGCAAGUGCACAAUAGCUGAUGUUGAGAAUACAUUGGCAAAGUUUACUUGGGCAAAAGAAGCACAAACAAAACUUGAGAAGAUGAAGGAAGAAGGGAAGCCAAUGCCAAAGAACAUGGCUGAGGUUCAAAAGUUGAUGGGUUCAUCCCCGAUGGAUGUUGCACGAUCAAACUUGGCUAAGAGUGGGCAUAUUAGUAGGAAUGCAUUCUGUCCUUGUGGUUCCAAGAAGAGAUACAAAAGGCGGUGUAGGUGAUUAUCAAAUGAAAUGUCCUAUGCGAUGCAAGAAACAUAGACGUUUCUGUUUCCAUGAUGUACGGAAUCCAUACAUAGAGUGGGUGUGGAUUAUUAAUCAUGUUUGAUAGGAGUUCCCAAAUUCAAUGUUUGUAUGGUUUCUGUCAGAGGUGAUUUAUGGUUUACUAACAUUCCAAUGUCAUGAUGUCAAUUGACGCUGAUCAUCUAAGUCGUGGGUUGUUUCAACCUCAGAAACCUUGGCUCUUUAAACUGUUCAUCUACAUAAAUGGCUGCAAACCAUCCAUGAAUAUGUUUGCUGGUCUUUUCUGUAUGCUUGUAUAUUGGAUAUUCGAAAUAUUUUGUGCACUGGAACAAUGAAUAUGGUUUAUAGAUUAUGUAUACAAUUAGUAUUUGACCAUAUAUUAUAAUGUUAUCUCCCC
This is a messenger RNA of Nicotiana attenuata, 1132 nucleotides long. RefSeq names its product protein translocase subunit SecA. The transcript has 5 exons. Bases 100 to 714 code for a protein of 204 amino acids. The record is from RefSeq and is a predicted model, not a curated record. Lineage: Eukaryota; Viridiplantae; Streptophyta; Magnoliopsida; Solanales; Solanaceae.